Molecule: messenger RNA, 3573 nt
Organism: Lonchura striata (white-rumped munia)
Lineage: Eukaryota; Metazoa; Chordata; Aves; Passeriformes; Estrildidae
Product: cathepsin E-A
Biological process (GO): proteolysis
Molecular function (GO): aspartic-type endopeptidase activity
Source: RefSeq, a predicted model, not a curated record
AGGGACUUCUGAGCAAAGGAGUGUCAUUAGACUCUGAACCUCCUGGAACCAUGAGGGCGAUAGUGUUGGCUGCGGUUUACAUCCCGCUCAUCAUGGCUGUAGAACGAAUCCCCUUGAUUCGAUUCAAAUCUAUCAGGAAACAGCUGAAGGAAAAGGGAGAAUUAGAGGAAUUUUGGAGGAAUCACCACCCUGAUGUUUUUGCCCGGAGGUAUCUGCAUUGUUUCCCUGCAGAUAUUGCUUUAUCAGUAGGAGCUGCUUCAGAAAGACUGUAUGAUUACAUGCAUGCGCAGUACUACGGGGUCGUGAGCGUGGGGACGCCGCCCCAGAGCUUCACCGUCGUGUUUGACACCGGCUCCUCCAACUUCUGGGUCCCGUCCGCUUACUGCAUCAGCGAGGCCUGCAGGGUGCACCAGAAGUUUAAGUCCUUCAAGUCAGAUUCAUAUGAGCAUGGAGGGGAAGCCUUCUCCCUGCAGUACGGCUCAGGACAGCUUCUGGGCAUUGCUGGCAAAGACACACUGCAGAUAAGUAACAUCUCCAUCAAGGGACAGGACUUCGGCGAGUCAGUAUUUGAGCCAGGAACAACUUUUGUCCUUGCCCACUUUGAUGGUGUACUGGGCUUAGGCUACCCCUCCUUAGCGGUAGGCAAUGCUCUGCCUGUGUUUGACAGCAUCAUGAACCAGCACCUGGUAGAGGAGCCAGUCUUCUCUUUCUAUCUGAAAAGAGGAGAGGACACUGAAAUUGGUGGUGAGUUGAUUCUGGGGGGAAUAGACCAUUCUCUCUACAAAGGUUCAAUCCACUGGGUCCCAGUCACUGAGAAAAGCUACUGGCAAAUACACAUGAACAAUAUAAAGAUCCAGGGCCAGGUGACAUUUUGCUCCCACGGUUGUGAAGCCAUCGUUGACUCAGGCACUUCUCUUAUCACCGGCCCCUCUUCACAAAUCAGACGAUUGCAGGCAUAUAUUGGGGCAAGUCCAUCAAAUACUGGAGAGUUUCUUGUAGACUGCAGAAGACUGUCGAGCUUGCCUCACAUAAGCUUCACGAUCGGGCACCGUGAAUACAAGCUGGCAGCAGAGCAGUACAUCAUAAAGGAGUCUAUUGAUGACCAAACCUUCUGCAUGAGUGGCUUUCAGUCUCUCGACAUCCCCACUCGCACUGGCUCACUCUGGAUUUUAGGAGAUGUCUUCAUGUCUGCAUUUUACUGUAUUUUUGACCGUGGGAAUGACAGAGUGGGAUUUGCAAAAGCUGUUCACAGAAAGGAUUACUACUGAGCCAUAAUAGCAUUUAUUCUGUCCCAGGUUAAUGUAAUGGUCUUCAACACAUGUGUGAAGAAGAGCUUUUACUGCAACUCUGGACAUAAAUGCACAUUUUGUUGUUCCUCUCCAAGUUUUAAGGACUUUGCAGUGAUCUUUGUCCCAGAUGAUAUCAUGUGGUUAAUUAUCUAUAUGUUUACAGUGGAGAAACAAUUUUUCCUGAGUAACUCAUGGACACUACAGCUCUCAUUAUAAAGCAGCAGAGCAUCUCAGCAUUCAGAUUUGCAAAAGAUCAGGAAGAAUAAAAAUACUGAAUUGUGCCAGGCUGAAAAUACAGCAGAUAUGUGUGGGGAAAAUGAAUCCUAAUCCUGCCUGGUCUGACUAUCCUUUUUUCCUUCUUGUGUGCGAGUUUCUACCUAAUUUCCAACAGCUUUCCUUUCCAUCAUUAUCUUCCAUGUUUUGGGCUUUGUUCAACUUUGUUUCCUGAGUGCCGUGGAAAUUCUCUUUAAAUUAGCUUGCUCCAAACAGCUUAUAUAAAAGAGAAUUUGACUAAUGCCUGUGUAGCCACUAAUUUCAACUCCUUGCACAGUUUCCUGCUCCUUACACCACCUAUCAAACCUGCUUUUCCCCCAGUAUUCAUUAUACCUUGCUAAUUCUCCUUUUUUUGUUCUUGGCAUUUGAUGUCUGUGCCUUAGGUCAGAUGCUGCUUUUAGUGCCUGACUCCUCUCCCCCUCGGCAGUGUGAGCAGCUGGAGCAGCAUCUACUCACAUUAGAAAUGCAGAAUGCGCCCAGAGUGCAAAGGGAUACCAGUGUUCCUCCAUCUCAGAUGAGUUAUGGGACCCAUGCACCAGCACUACACAUCUACUGCCCCUCGCUCAGCCCCUUCUUGUCAGCUGUGGCACGAGUUUCAGAUGAAACAGUCACAGGUAGCUGUGCUGAUCUGGCAAAAGAUUCACCUAAAUUCUACCCAUUGGAUUAUUUGUUUGGAUUGCUAAAGCUGAUACUGCCCCCAUACACAUGCAUAAAACUCAACCAAACAAAAUCUGCUUUAUCUCAGUGCUGUUUCAGUUACAUUUUAUGUUUCUUUACAGUGGUUCCAGUGCUGGGAGGAAGGGGAGUUGAGGGUGGAGCAACAAUUGGAAAUUCAGGUUUCUCUCUGUCCUGCAGGAAAAAAAAUGUAAUUUGUUGGCAUGUUAGGGCUGCUUGUAUCUUCCUAAAGCCUGCAAAUGUCUGAAGUCCCAGUCAUGUGUGCUGGGGACCUCCUCAGCAGGGCAGAGCCAUGGGGAGAUGAAGACUGGCCCCAUGGUGGCACCACUGGAGCAGAGGCUGGUGGCCCCUAGGCACUUGCUGCUGCUGUCUGUCUGGAUGUGCCUGACACUGACCAAAGGCAGUGUCCAUUGCUGGCCUUGGUGGUAUCACAAUCACAGCCCCUUAUAUUUUAAUAAGUAUUACAAAACCAGGAUGGUUUUCCUGUAGGUAUCUCUAAAUACUGAUCUUGUCUUCCAAUAUGAAAUAAUCUUUCUCCCUCAUGCCUGUUUUCAUGACUCUCUAUUUGUAGCCACAUUGUGUUGCACAUUUGGCAUCCAGGAUAUCAACCUCUAGCAAAAGAGACUCUGCUGCUAGCUGUCUCUUUCUGCAGAUGAGACUGAGCUGUGUGAAGUUACUGUGUAUUUCAGGCAAAUCUUGCCUUGAUUCCUCUUUUUCCAUGUCACCCUCAAAGAAUGGAUUAACCAUGAGCUAACUUAUUUGUUUAGAAAAUGUCAUUUGUUUGGCCAUGAGUCAAGAGAAACAAACAUCUAUAAAUCUCCAUCCCUCAUUUAACAGCAGGAGGGUAUUUUCGCUUUCUCUGCUAUGAAGUAUACCUAACACUCUGGUAUAUCUUCAUUAUAUGUACACUAUAUUUAUGUUCCUCAAAUAUGAGUUUGCAGUCAGAGAUCUGUUAUUUACAAUAGUUAAGGGUGUUAGGACAUGUCCCCACAGCCAGUCGGCCCCAGCACUGACCUCUUGGCUCUGAAUUUCAGUGCAGAGUGUGAACACAUCCUAGAAACAGGUGGGAAGUCAGGCAGCAUGCACAGGGACUAGCCUUCUCUUUGUUCUGAUGUAUCUGAUCUUGCUCAAGAUUAACACCAUCUGAUGGGAGCAAACUGCUGCUCUGACCUAGUUGUCUAUCCUGGCCUUGUUCUGUCCUUGUCCAACUUUGCUAACUUCUGUAAGUGCCUUGCUGUUCCUGGUAGACAUCAAGUUGAUUUGCAUGAUAGGUCAAACCCUUGCCAGAAGUGCUUCUGGAGAGUUUAGUAAAACCAGGACAAUGGUGUUUCUCAAA